This is a messenger RNA of Truncatella angustata, 1476 nucleotides long. RefSeq lists its product as uncharacterized. NCBI's taxonomy places the organism in Eukaryota, Fungi, Ascomycota, Sordariomycetes, Amphisphaeriales, Sporocadaceae. The transcript has 9 exons. The record is from RefSeq and is a predicted model, not a curated record. Bases 268 to 1425 code for a protein of 385 amino acids.
CUAGCAUCUAUCGUAGCGCCCAAGUCUGACGACUGCCAUGAGUUCGUCCAUGCUAGCUACACGCUAUCCCUUUACAUCACUGACUCGACUUAUAGUUAGCCUGUAAAUGGUAGAAGAUAAAUUUCUUCUUUAUUAACGAUAAGACGGUACAUUUCAUACAAAAGCCCGUGGGCAUCUUCUCGUAUCCUGACAUUGUGACCCACGUCGUCGUAACGCUUGAGGCUUCGCAGGAUUAAGCCUUGACUUUCCAUAGGACAAUUUCGCACAAUGUCGGACGCUGGGCUCGAGAGAAAUGCGUCGUUUCUGAACGAGAUAUGGACGCUCUACGGUAUCGGAAUGACAAUUCUCAUCAUGAGACUUGCUGUCCGCCUUUACUCGGGUGGAUUCAGAGGCCUUCGCGGGGACGACUUUUUCGCUUUUCUGGUCAUGAUCAUGUACACUUGUGAUGCGGCGACUGUACACCUCGUUUACAUGCUAGGAUCAAAUGUCGAGGCAGCUGCUUUUCAGACCACCCAAACUCUCAGCGACGCAGACAUUGCUCAAUUCACCCUCGGCUCCAAGUUGCAGCUCACGGCAUGGUACUCAUACACGGCGCUUUUGUGGUGUUUGAAAGGCACGAUGCUCUGUUUUUUUGAUCGGAUCACCACAGGCCUCUGGCAAGCUCGACUCGUCAAGUGGCUGAAGUAUAUUUGCGCUGUGACUUAUGUCGCAGUGUUUCUUACAGUCACCUUUGGGUGCUUUCCAACAUACAAGAACUGGCAAGUCACGCCGGACCCUGGACUUAAAUGCACUUUCAGAAUGCAGAACUUCCUUGUAACCGUCGUGCUCAAUGUUUUAACUGACGCUGCUAUCCUCUGCGUCCCCCUUCCUCUGUUGUGGCAACUUCAGGUCCCAUUGAAGAAGAAACUCGUCGUCGGUCUUCUUAUCUGCUCUGGUUUCUUCGUCAUAGCAGCAGCCAUCAUCCGAGUCGUUCUCACCCUCGGUGCAAACCCGAGUGGCACUAACAUCAACCGCUGGGGUGUGCGGGAGACCAUCGUGGGUAUCGUGGCAGUCAACAUUCCGAUCCUGCGACCCAUCUUCCGUAAAUCAUUCUGGACGACUGGACAAAUAAUUAAUUCAAGCCGCGGCAAGACAACAACCGGUGGACGAACCACAACGCUUCCUAAUUCUUAUGGACCAUACGAGAUGACCAGUAGCCUGAACGAAGGCAACCUCGGCGAUAAACACAGAGACAGUUUCGGAGGCAGCGAGGAGUUUAUCAUCGACAAGGAUGACCCGAAGAUGAUGCCCAAGGCCAAUGAUGUCGUUGUACAAACAACCUAUCACGUCAUGAGCGAAGAAAAUAUCCAACACUCCGGAGACAAUUGGAAUACGCAAGGAUCAAGUUCGAAAGCGACUGCGUAUAGAGGUUCUGAUGCUGUAUGAUGCAGCAGAAAUGCACUCACAAGUGCGGAAUACUGAACACGACUGGAUUGU